UUUGGCCAGCCAUCACAAGUAGGUUGCUCUUCCCGGCAAACAGACAAAAUAUGCUCCUCGCGAAUUUAACUCAGAAGCUUUUGCUGAUAGUCUGGAUUUCGAAAAGGGUUCUUGGACAAUCCGUUUGCUCCGAUUGUUCCUUAACAAGUUUACAAUACGCCUGUGUCAAUGAAACCGCCUACGGUUUUUGCUUUGGCCAAGCAGUUGUGGAUGAAAGUAGGGUGAAAAAUUGCCGGGAUGGAUAUUAUUGCGUCCUGCAGGGAUUCUGUGCAGCCAUGGAUUCAGCGGAGCCGGCUUGUGUUCCAGAUAUCUCGACGACCACAACGGAUAUAGUGACAGAUUCGACAACCGAUGCGAGUACUCUGGAAACCACAGAUUUGGAAACUACUACAGUGACCACAGAAUCUACUCUGACCACGAAUUCAGAUACUACCGAAAUGACAACAGAGUCUAGUACUCUGGAAGAAUCUAGUACCUCUGUAAUCACUACGGAAUCGAGUACAGAUUCUACAACUUCGGAAAUCACAACUCAGGAGACGUGUACCACAGAAACCUCAACACUGAUUACAGAUUAAACUAUUUAUAAUUUAUUCACAGAUUCGACUUCUACAUCCCCUGUUUCCACGGAUUCUACAACUAUUGCGUUUUCCACCGAUUCGAGUACAGAAUCUUCAACUCCUGCUUUUACCACAGAAUUUUUGACAGAUUCAACUACUUCUGAUUUAACCACAGAUUCGAGUACAAUGGAAACUUCAGAUUCUACAACCCUCAUUACCACUGAUUCUACCACCCCUGUAUUUACAACGGAUUCAAGUACUCAGGAAAGCACAGAGUCUACAGUUACUGAGACCUCAACACCAUUGAUUACUACUACCCCAGUAAUUACUACAGAAUCAAGUACAGAUUAUACCACAUCUGAUAGUACAACAGAUUCAAGUACUUCUGCUAAUACAACAGAUUCCAGUACUCUACCCACAACAUUUGAACCUACUAGUACAAGUACAUUAAGUACCACUACCAUUUCAUCGGAAGUAGAUCCAAACGUCUAUUGUGCAAAGUUAAGGCGCAAGGGAAACUAUCGAGUUGAAACAGAUACAACGUGUCAAAUGUAUGUCUUCUGCUUUAAGCUGGGCCAAGAUUACCUUGGUUGGCUAUAUUAUUGUGAGGCGAACCAAUACUACAAUUCAGAUACAGAGGCCUGUCAGACCGUACGACCAAGCAAUUGCUAA
This is a messenger RNA of Drosophila elegans, 1229 nucleotides long. RefSeq names its product cell wall protein IFF6. Lineage: Eukaryota; Metazoa; Arthropoda; Insecta; Diptera; Drosophilidae. Gene Ontology annotation, cellular component: extracellular region. The record is from RefSeq and is a predicted model, not a curated record. Gene Ontology annotation, molecular function: chitin binding.